AGUAGUGUCGUUAACACGGCUGUGAGGAAACUCGACGAAAUGAAAAGCGAACGGAAAGAAGAAACAAGUCAUGAUUUCUGAUUAUUUUCGACAAGUUUUUAGAUUUUGUAUUUGUUGAGGAACAGUUGAGGUUAUUUAUUUAGUCUUUUUUUAUUAUAAUUUCAGCACGAUGGAGCAGCCAGUGCCUAAAAAUAAAUUGAAGAAGCUCAGUGAAGACAGUCUAACCAAGCAACCAGAAGAAGUCUUUGAUGUCCUUGAAAAACUUGGUGAAGGGUCCUAUGGAAGUGUAUUCAAAGCAAUCCAUAAAGAAUCGGGCCAAGUGGUGGCCAUUAAGCAGGUUCCUGUGGAGUCGGACCUGCAGGAGAUCAUCAAGGAGAUCUCGAUUAUGCAGCAGUGUGACAGUCCCUAUGUGGUGAAAUACUAUGGCAGUUAUUUUAAAAACACAGACCUGUGGAUCGUGAUGGAGUACUGUGGCGCUGGCUCUGUAUCUGAUAUCAUCCGGUUACGUAACAAAACACUCACAGAAGACGAGAUUGCUACCAUCCUUAAAUCCACAUUGAAAGGUCUUGAGUAUCUGCACUUCAUGAGAAAGAUCCAUAGAGACAUCAAAGCUGGGAAUAUUCUUCUUAACACUGAAGGACAUGCUAAACUGGCAGACUUUGGAGUAGCUGGGCAACUUACUGACACGAUGGCUAAGAGGAACACUGUGAUUGGCACACCAUUCUGGAUGGCUCCCGAGGUGAUUCAGGAGAUUGGGUAUAAUUGUGUGGCAGAUAUCUGGUCGCUGGGCAUCACGUCUAUAGAAAUGGCAGAGGGCAAGCCUCCUUAUGCAGACAUUCAUCCAAUGAGAGCAAUUUUUAUGAUUCCAACAAAUCCGCCACCAACAUUCCGGAAACCUGAGCUGUGGAGUGACGAAUUCACGGACUUUGUAAAGAAGUGUUUAGUGAAAAACCCAGAGCAGAGAGCCACAGCUACUCAACUGCUACAGCAUCCCUUUAUAACGAGUGCUAAACCAGUGACCAUUCUGAGGGACCUGAUCACAGAAGCAAUGGAGAUGAAGGCAAAGAGACAACAGGAGCAGCAGCGUGAGCUGGAAGAGGAGGAUGACAACUCGGAAGAGGAGGUGGAGGUGGACUCGCACACCAUGGUGAAGUCUGGCUCAGAAAGCGCGGGCACCAUGAGAGCAACAGGUACUAUGAGUGAUGGCGCUCAGACCAUGAUCGAGCACGGCAGCACCAUGCUGGAGUCAGACCUGGGCACCAUGGUCAUCAACAGCGACGAGGAAGAUGAGGAUGAAGAUGUGGGCUCAAUGAGGAGAAACCCGACAGUGCCACAAGCCCAGCGCCCGUCUUUCAUGGAUUACUUUGACAAGCAGGACUCAAACAAAGCACAAGAGAGUUAUAAUCACAACCAGCAGGAACCAUACCAUAUCCCUAAGACUGCUUUCCCAGACAACUGGAAAGUACCACAAGAUGGAGACUUUGAUUUUUUGAAAAACCUCGACUUUGAGGAGCUGCAGAUGCGCCUCAGUGCCCUGGACCCCAUGAUGGAGCGGGAAAUCGAGGAGCUGCGACAGCGCUACACAGCAAAGAGGCAGCCCAUUCUCGAUGCCAUGGAUGCCAAAAAGCGCCGGCAACAAAACUUCUAAGACUGACUCCAUAACGAAAGCAAGUAAUUUCAGAAAAAAAAAAAAAAGAACUGGCAGGCCAGAUUGUUACCCCUCCAACAGUCUUGUGUUCAGUUUCAGUCCUGAUGUUGAGCCUCUUACUGUACUCCUUCAGCUGCUGAUUAGCCACAGGAGCAUUUUGCUAAGUAUUAGAAUGCUGGUUUACUUUAUUUCUAGGGAAUUUAUCUUCGGCCUGAGCCUCGUUUUCAAAAAUUGCACUGUGUACAAUAACAAGUUAGAUUCCACUUUAUUGUCAUUGCACAUGGACAAGUACAACAAAAUGCAGUAGAGCAAGUACAGCGACAUUUAAGAGAAAAGGGUAAGAAAUGACAGCAAAUCAAGAUGGUCGCUUGAUAUCAUGAAGCAAUCGCAACCAGUGAGCUGAAAUUCCUGUGUAAAGUAGUGAAGGUUUUCAUUUAGCACAUACAAAUUUAACUGAUCUACAAAUCCAUACACUCCUCCAUCUGCAUGAGGGGAUUAGAAAACAGGUGUUAAUGUCCUCUUUCCUCACAUAUUUCUAUAGCCAUGACCUCCUGUAAUACCCCACACUGUUUCUCAACAUGGCUGCAGUCUGAAGCCAUGAUCAUCAACCUUACCGUAUGUCUGAAAUCACACCUUGUUCACUAUAUAGUGCUCUGAUGUAGGUGUUUUGCUGUUGUCUAAUCCAGUAGCAGAAAAUAAAGACCCAGUUUGGUACAGAACAACUUUUAGUCAAUAAAAUUAGCACGUGUUUUUAGAUUACGUUUAAAACAUGAUUCAAACCUCUGCAGAGGUACCAACAUUUUGAACAAUUUUUUUUUUUUUUUCCCCCCCAGAAGUGAGACAAGCAACAUUUUAAGAAAACACUGAGUGUUAGAGCCACUUAAAAACUGGAGCAGCUGUUUAUUUUUAACAACAAAAGAGACAAUAUUUUCUCUGUAUAAUUCCACGGUUUGUGAAUUCACAAGUCCGAGUUCAUUAACACUACGUUCACACUGCAGGCUGAAGUGACUCAAAUCCGAUUUUUUCGCCCAUAUGUGACCUGUAUCCGAUCUUUUAUUGACAAUAUGAACGACACAGAUCCGAUUUUUUUUCAAAUCCGACCCAGGCCGUUUGGAUAUGUGGUCCUAAUUCCGAUUCCUAUCCGAUCUUUUCAUAUGCGACUUCAGUCUGAACCGCCAGGUCGCAUUCAUCCGACUUACACGUCAUCAACAAGCCACAAACGUCACUAUUCUGCGCUGAAGUAGGCGGCGGGUCUCUCAGAAAAAGUUACAACAACAUGGCGCAUGACAUCAAUGCGACUCCGCACCCACACGUUCCUUUGAACGGAGGUUGCAGUCACUACCCUGCAGAACGCCUGAGCCAAAACCCUUGCCCUCUUCCUUCUCAACCUCCUCCUUAACAUCAGGCUAUUGUGCAUGUUCUGGCUCCGUCGCAACAACAACUGCAUCAUCGCCAGGUACUCCAUGCUGGCUACUGUCAUACACAGGAAACUUUAGGUUACUUCCGUAAACACUGGCCAUGCUCACUGCGUGUGACGUCGUCGUAUCCUGCAAUGCGCAUGCGGAACACUUUUAGGUCGCUUUUCGUUCAUAUUGAGGAUCACAUACAAGUCGCAUAUAUUUGUUAAUGUGAACGACCUCACAAAAAAAUCGGAUUUCACAAAAAAAUCGGAAUUGAGCAUUAAGCCUUGCAGUGUGAACGUAGUGUUAGAUAAUGCUGGAGCAAAGAGAAAGUAACCACCAGAAGCAAAUCUGUGUCACAUUUCACAUCCUAAGACCUUUAAAUCCUAAGACCUUUAAAUCCAGUAAAUUGCCUUUUCUGCUGGAUGAAUUUUAUUCAUGUUUGGUCAGACCACCGUUUUAGCUAAAAAGCAUAAAAACAUAGUUUUCAGAUGUCUCUCGUGUCACCAUAGCAAGGAGUCACAAAUUGUAAAUGCUGUGUCUAAACCAGGCAUUCCCAAACUAGAUGAUGCGACCCCACAUGGGGAUCGCUUGAUUUACAAAUGGGGUCACAAUUGUUUUACAUUUUACAACAUAUCAAAUGUAUUAAGAUUUUGAAAUGUUACUGGGAGUGACAUUCAGAGAAGCAACAUUUAAAUGAACAAGGUUUGUUAUUUUAGUCUUUUUCACUAUUAUGACGUAGCAUUAACAUAGUUCAGCAAUAUAAAUAAGCAAAUUUCCCCAUCCAUCCGCCUCCAUAGAACAAGCUAGCAUUAUUUCUCAAGUCAUAUACUUUGUGUAUUAUUCUACACUGUUAUUUGAAUAUGUCUGUGAAGAUUUUCAGUCAUCCAGGUCAUUGUAAUCCGUAGGUGCUAAAGAAGGCAACUGGACUUGCUUGAAAUCCUUGAAGACGCUUCAUCGCUCAUCCGAAAGGCUUCUUCAGUUCUGUCUGACUAGUAGGGAGUUCCAGGUAUUCAUACGUCAACCUUUGGUCAAUCAAACCUGUAUAACCAACCUCCAAAAUCCGUAUUUCCCUUAUAAAAUCCGUAUAAGAUGCAAAUUAAAAUAAUUUACCUAAAAUUUGAAUGAUAAUUAACAAUGAUUUAUCCCAGUUACUUUUUAUUCAAUAUUAAUAACAAUAAACCUUCAGAAUGAAUACAAAGCUCCAAUGUUUGACAAAAACACAAAGUGUUAUCAGCGUAGUUACGAAGGAAAUACUUCAUUGUUUGGAGACAGGUUUCACCGAGCUGCUAUUAUGCGCGAGACUUCAUAUUAGCUACAAAGUCAGGAAAAUCUGUUCGUAAAAUUACAUUAUAAUGGCCAAAUACAAUGAAAAGUAUUUUUCCAGUCUCACCUGUGAUCUCGUUUGGACGGUAAACCUGUUGGUACAGUUAAACGCAGCACAUGAAUGAGGCAUCUUUAUUCUCGGCUGAAUCUCCACUUUGCCACAUCCAAUAUGGUGGCGAGGAUGACGUAUGAUUCUACGCAGAAGGCGGCGUCUAUGUUUAUGACUUCACGGUUGGCGGGAUUCUCGCAAUGCGGUGUGCGCAUGAUCAAAAGUGGAACGAAGUCUCGCUACCACAAGAUGGCGCGCAAUUUCAUAAGACUCUUUACUGGCUGUCUGUGGUGUACAGUACGUUUGUAAUUGUUAUGCGCUCUUUUAUCAUCGUGGGAAUUGAUUAUAGCUCUAAAUAAAUAUUGAAGUUUUUUUAAAGAAUCCGUAUAACUUUAUUUAUAUGCCCGUAUACUACGUUUAUUGAAUCAAAUCCAUAUAAAAUACGGACAUUCCGUAUAGGUUGACAUGUAUGGGUAUUUAUCCUCUAGUGGACCAAAAGCAACCCUAAGGAGAGUCAUUGAGGUCAUGUGGGCUAUUGACCCUCUCAGCCAUCCACACCCAGCCUCCAGUGACCCUAACAACCUGCAGGAUGGCUGAGGCUACAUCCACACGACAACGAGAUUUUUUUUUUUUUUAAAUAUCGCGUCCACAUGGGCAACGGAUCAGUAAAAUAUCAGGUUCAUAUGGCAACGCAACGCUUGCUGAAAACGAUGCAAUACACAUGCCACACCUCUACGUGCGCUGUAAGACGGUCCCAUCGGAGACACCAGAACAAUAGAAGUAGACGCAUGCGCAUAAACCCCUUCUUCUGUAGCAUCAGCCACAAAGUUUUGAUUAUUAAUCAGUAGCGUAAAACGAAAGACGCGGAAAGAGGAAUGAAUGGGGGUAGAUGGAAGCCAGUACGCCAACAUUCUGAUAUCCUCCAGAAUUCUGUAAUGGUCCGGAAUAAAUUGAAUGCUACACAUUGAUGGAUUACUUUGUUCUUCUACGCCCUUUUUGAGGAAUGUAUUGUCGGACUUAAACCAACAUCUGAAGAGGUGAGAUCGCUCCUUUUUUUUUUUCCCCUAUUUUUGCUGGCAGGAUUGUUUUUGUUUUUGGAAAGCGCACGGGCGGUGCGCGGUUUGGUUAUACUCAGUACUUCCGCAGUGUUUGGACUAAAGACUCUGCCCUAAGGGCUAUUCUCUCUCUCUCUCUCUCUCUCUCUCUCUCUCUCUCUCUCUCUCUCUCUCACUUUGCACCAUUACACAAUAAAUAUUCACAGUGCAAAUAUUUUGUAAGCGCGUUUCAUGAACCAAGUUAUAGGAUUUGUUGACAACUCGCAUCGAGUUCGUUACACUUCUACCUGGUGUGAAGCACUGACAGUCAUGUGGUUGUGACGUCAUCGUAAACAAAUCCGUUCUACUCAUCCAGACCACUUCGCAACGGGGCCGUUGCCAGAUUUUUCCACUCUGGAACCCGUUCUCAAAAGAUUUCGUUUUGGGGCACCCAAAACGCCGGUGCCGUGUGGACGCCAGGCCGAAACGAUAAACAAUUUUAUCAGAUUCACCUGAAUCCAUUGCCAUGUGGACAGGGCCUGAGAGGGUCAAUAGUAGCCUGGGCCCGCCCAUCCUAAGUGUGACGCAACACGAGGGCCUGUUGCGAACUUAGUCUGGCAAGGCAAGCUAUCUCCAGCUCUUCCAAGCUCCCGAAAAAUCGGGAGCCAAUCAACUUUGAGCAUCUCCAACGGCCCUGGGUAGAGGCGUGUUCAAGGCAGUGACGUAGUAGAACUGCGACCGGAAGCCAUAGAUUGUUUACAGAAUCUAUGCCGGAAGCGCUUCAUUCACUAGAAACAUUACGAACAUGGAGCAGCGGCAAGCCUUUGACACAGCGGUAGAUGCUGUAUUGAAAGCAUUCAACGGGAAGUUCUCAUUGAAAACGGAGCAAAGAGCAGCCCUGGAGGUAUUUAUUCUCCUCCUUCUUCUUCCUGUUACUCAAGCAGUUUCCGUCGCGUCACAUACGUCAGAGGAAAGAGUGAUGUGAUUGGUUUAAGCUUCGUCACAGCUUUUUCUGGCUUCAACCAGUAGCAAACUGAGGCAUUUCAGGGAGGCGGGUCAACCACGCGCUUUGGGAAACGGUUGGGCUUAAUAUCUUUGCCAGACCAAUGCUCGCAGAGCUUUGAAGUUGCGUUAGCCAGACUAGGUCAAUAGCCCAUGUGACCUCAACGACUCUCCUUAGGGUUGCUUUUGGUCCACUAGAGGAUAAAUACCUGGAACUCUCUACUAGUCAGACAGAACUAAAGAAGCCUUUUGGAUGAGAGGUGAAACGUCUUCAAGGAUUUCAAGCGAGUCCAGUUGCCUUCUUUAGAACCUACAGAUUGUUGUUUGCGUACUAAAAUUAACCAGUUUUAAUAAUGUUGUUAGUGUUUGAAUUUCACUUUCAAACCAACUGAAAGCUCUGUUUUGCUUAUCAGUCACUACGUUUACAUGCACAUAGAGAGAAUCGAAUUUCUGCCGUUGCUCGACUGAAAUCGAAGUUCAAAAUGCCAUGUAUACACCUUAAUUCGGCUGAAAUUGAACCGAACUUGAUUUCUCGGAAUCGAGCUACACGACCUAGUUUAUGCGAUUUCUGCCGAGCUACUUUGUGCAUGUAUACCCUAUCGAGCUAGUAGUCGAGCUACUUCCGGAAGUGACGAGUGACGAGACCACAAGCGGGAAACACAACAGCCUCGGUCGGCAUGACAACAGUAGUAGCGAGCAGCAGAAGAGGUCAGGAGGAACAAACGAAGAAGAGAAAAUGGCGAUGUAGAGCUCUCUGAAGUGUGGGUGGAGCACAGAGGACGGCAGGACAAAGCUUCUGGUACUAAUAGGCUUUUUAUUGUCAGACUUUUCAGUUUAACAGCCUACUUUUAUUCUUGAGAGAAAAACACACGCGCGCUGUGUUCUAGUCCCAGGAUGAGCUGUCCCCUCUGCUCUCCCUCUGCCUCCUUAAAUAGGGUGCGGUUACUGGGAAAAGACACAAACACAGGUUAAUUACCGUCAGGUGUAGUGAUUCUGCCACUCACCUUCCCUGGCUCCGCCCUCCUGUCACAGACCGGCACUUGACCACGCCCCCACUGCCACAGGCAAGCAGAAACGUGCACUUCUGGAGUAAUGAGGAGACAGAGUUCAUGCUCAUUCAGCUUAAGGAGUUGAAUAUAUUAAAAUUCAUGGAUGGGAGAAAAACGCGCAAUGGAGAACACGGAACUGAUAACUUCGUUUACACUCUUGAAUAGCUCUUCUUCAUGACGACAACCGGAAGUGUACCAACACGAUGGGGCGUGUUGCGCCACCUGUGGCUCGGGUGCACAAUGCACUUCACACAAUAGCCCGAUUUCAGUUGUGUGCAUGUACGAUUGGAUUUCUCUGGCACCCUGCUGGGACCUUCAGCUCGAUUACCGACAGCAGCUCGAAUUGGAUGUGCAUGUAAACGUAGUCAGUGUUCAGGAUUUUUCUAUAAUAGUAAAUACAUUUCCGUGUAAGGUAGAGGUUUCCAUUUGACAUGCAGCCCAUGAUGAUGAUCAUGAUGCCAGCAGAAAGUUUUAAUAAGAGACAGCUCGUCACUAUGUUCAAAAUCGCUAAAUGUUUUACAGUUCAACGUGGAAACAUGACCGACAUGGGUGUUUUGGCUCUGAUGUGCCAUCUAGUGAAUGUUGCUUUUAAAUGUGCAUAAUAUACACCCCAGGUGUGUGAAUAAUAAUGCUGCUCACGUUACCAUUGCUUCUGCACACGCACACAAAAUCAUGCGUCAAGUUUAAACCAGAAUUCUCUGCUUCACGUCUCGCAAUCCUGGCAUGGAUCAUUUUCCUAUAAAAACAGAACGGAGACGUAAAGGGAUUUUCCUUUGUUUUUAAGUCACUUGCCUUACAUGUACAUAUAGUGCCAGUCAAAAGUUUGGACACACCUUCUAAUUCAAUGGGUUUUUUUUUUUUUUUUCUUUUUAUUAAUUAAAAGACUCUUCGUCUCUUAAAGUAAUGAUGGAUGUCGUUUCUCUUUACUUAGUUGAGCGGUUCUUGAUAUAAUAUGGAUUACGACAGUCGUGGAAUAGGGCUAUUUACUGUGUUAUUUACUAUUUGCUCUCAAACACAUUAAGAAAGCAAGAAAUUGCUCUAAUUAACUUUAGACGAGGCACCUGUUAAUUGAAAAGCAUUCCAGGUGACUACCUCAUGAAGCUGGUUAAGAUAAUGCCAAUAGUGUGCAAAGCGUCAAGGUAAAUGCUGGCUACUUUGAAGAAUCUAAAAUAUGAAACGUGUUUUGUUUUUUAACACUUUUUUUUGUUUACCACAUAAUUCCGUAUUUGUUCCAGAUGUUAUUUCAUAGUUUUUGAUAUCUUCAGUAUUGUUCUAUAAUGUAGAAAAUAGUCAAAAUACAAACAUUUGACUGGUACUGUAUGUUUUAGUUUUAUCUGUAACCACUUAUCCCUUGUGGGGUCGCGGGGGGCAAGCUGGAGCCUAUCCCAGCUGAUCAUGGGUGAGAGGCAGGGUACACCCUGGACAAGUCGCCAACUCAUCACAGGGCUGACACACAUGCGCGCAGUCAAUUUAGAGCCACCAAUUAACCUAACCUGCAUAUCUUUGGACUGUGGGAGGAAACCCACGCAGACGCGGGGAGAACAUGCAAACUCCACACAGAAAGGCCCUCGUCGGCCGCUGGGUUCGAACCCAGAACCUUCUUGCUGUGAGGCGACGGUGGUAACCACUACACCACCAUGCCGCCCGUACUGUAUGUUACCAACAUUUAAUAAAAUGUUCAAAUGUAGUCCUACAUGCAUCUAGAAUUAAAAAAAAAAAAUGUUGGGUGGUCGGUCAAGGCUUGAGGUCGCAGAAAAUUCACAUUGUCCAUUUGGAAUUGUAUGCCCAAAAGCUUUGGGAACGCCUGGUCUAAACCAUAGGUAUUGAUUUGACACCUCUGCAUCUAUCACAUGCACAUUUGGAAGAAUUACCACAUGAGAAACUGUUGGAGUUUUAAGACUUAUCAAAGUAAACCAAAGACAAUCAAACUAGUGGAACAUCACGGAGAGCUUUCAUUAGUCGACCCAAACUUGUAGUCUUAACUGGGCUUCCCUUACGUUGUCUAGAAUUGGUCUAAGUGCUGUUUCUACUGCUGCGGGACCAGGUGUUAGUAGACUGUGGAUUUGAACGAAGCUUGAAGUGUCCUCUUUGCAGUAGUAACUGGAUAUCGUCAAGCAAUUAUGAUAAUUGUACUCCCUACAGACAUCACCCAAUCUCUGUAAAUAUGCAUGGAGUAUUUGUUUCAUAUUUGAUUCCUGUACUGAAUGUCAUUUUUCUUGUUUUUGAAAUUCUUUUUCCACAACGAUGUAUUUCAAUUUCGAAUCCUAUGCUCAGUAAACACUCCUGAAAAGAAGUGCAAAUCGCACACCCUCGGACCGUCACUUUAUCUCAGGGGUUGAUAAACAGUACUUUCUCUUGAUUUGAAUUAAUUGUUUUGAAAUGACAUUUCUGACGUCUAACCUCUGUGUUUAUGGGACCAGCAUUAUUAUUUGGUCUGUCUGUUACUGGUACUUAAGCAAUACCACACACACAAUCCGAAAAAAAAAUGGCUGUAAAAAUACUGUCAUAGAGGAGGAAACUGUUACAUACAAGACAAUGAUGUAGUACAUGGACCUUUAUAAUCAUGACCAGUUUUCCACUGAAGCCUAUUGUGGACAUUUUGCUAAUAUUGUCUUAAAAUUGUGCGACCUAUAGCUUGUUUGGUGAACUGGUUUUACAAGUACUUGCUUAUGAAAUGAGUUUGUCUGUGCUUAAAAUGCCUUACUUUUGUCUUUGAUCAGUUAUAACAAUUUCAUACUUUCUGACAUGUAUUAUAAAAUUGCAUUCUAUUCUAAUUUAUUGUGCAUUUUUAUAUCCAUUUAUAGCUGCUGUUGCAGGAAAGCUUUUCUUAAACAUAAACGCAUGUUUGAAUGCUUUUAAUUUCCUCACGAUACAUCACAGCUGAGCUCUGAAUGGUUAAAACACCCAGUGAUGUUUUCUAGAUUUCGUCUCACCUGAAAAUAUUGAUAUUUUAGAGAGAGAGGUUUCCUUGCACCAGAAAUUUUCACUCUCUCCUCUGAGAGUGAAGUCUUUUAAUAAACAUCACUUUCUUGUC
Neoarius graeffei (lesser salmon catfish) is the source of this 10542-nucleotide messenger RNA. RefSeq names its product serine/threonine kinase 3 (STE20 homolog, yeast) (gene stk3). NCBI's taxonomy places the organism in Eukaryota, Metazoa, Chordata, Actinopteri, Siluriformes, Ariidae. Gene Ontology annotation, biological process: regulation of MAPK cascade; protein phosphorylation; protein tetramerization. Bases 170 to 1648 code for a protein of 492 amino acids. Gene Ontology annotation, molecular function: ATP binding; protein serine/threonine kinase activity. The transcript is spliced from 11 exons. Gene Ontology annotation, cellular component: cytoplasm. The record is from RefSeq and is a predicted model, not a curated record.